Molecule: messenger RNA, 2251 nt
Organism: Polistes canadensis
Lineage: Eukaryota; Metazoa; Arthropoda; Insecta; Hymenoptera; Vespidae
Gene: hig
Product: locomotion-related protein Hikaru genki
Exons: 10
Coding region: 480-2021 (513 amino acids)
Source: RefSeq, a predicted model, not a curated record
UAUUCUCUAUUUCAUGAGGGAGUACCACCACGUCGGUUAUGUUAUAGAUGUACGUCCGUUAAAAGGAGAGAUAGUUAGCGACAAGUAUGGGAAACGUUUGACAGAUCUGAUAGGCAGUGAUAAUGCUCUUCCCAAUUGAUGUUAGUCUUAAGUGAAUCAGUUUUGUUCAUUGAUCGUGCCGAGGCUUGGUAUUAUUCUUGCGGUCAGACAGACUGCGAUAGUCAGCAACGAAUCCGAUGAAUUGUUCUCUUUCUUCGACCAGUUAGACUUUUCCACCCUUUGGUGGAAAGUUGAGUGGAUGCGGUAAAAACGGUGGAUAGGAGGGUGGGAGGGAGGUCCGCCGAAAUUUAAUACUGGAAAAUGUAGCAUCAACGUAAAAAAAAAACAAAGCAGAGUAAAAAAAAAGAAGAAGGAAGACGAUUAAGUUGAAUGCGAUUUGUUUGAUUCGUUAAGGAGGUAGGUGGUGGUGGUGGUGGUUGAUGGUCAGGAUGUUGAUCGAGGACGAAAGGAGGAGGAGGAGGAGGUGGAGGAGGAGGAGGAAAAGAGAAGCCACGACGUUGACGACGUUGACGAAAAGGACGCGUGAGAAACCGAGAGAUAGAUGCGGCAACGCAAUAUCAAUUUGUUUCGCGAUUUUCGUGAUCGCUUUGAUGACGGUCAGCGAGCUUGGCGAUGCGAAACAAUUAGACAAACUUAUUUUACAAGAGGGAUGCAGGUUGGAAGGCUUGCAUCCACUUCUCAUCGUUACUUACAAAAAUAUCACCAUAUCGGUAGACAAAAUUACGGUACCUCAUAGGGAACGCGUUAUGGUUAGGUGUCGUGAACUUGGAAAAUACAAGCUCAUCGGUGAUCCAUCCUUACAUUGUCGUAAUGCAACGUGGAAUGGGAAAUUACCGUCUUGCGUGCCUACUACGGCUAUUUCCAAUUACACCGGAGAUCCAGAAGACGUUCCACCGACGAUCGUCUUCGGAUUGCCAGCAGGUUCAGCUGCUAUCGAACCCACUGGUACGCUUGCGGUAUUUCCUGGGAGCAUCCUUCAUUUGGAGUGUCUUUUUGCUAGAAGAUUAGGCAAUCCAGAAUGGACCUGGACGUCGACUUAUCGUCAAUAUUUAACGGGAUGGGCGAUCGCUGCUAAAGAGAGAGAUUGGAAGUAUCGAUUGUCGAUAUAUUACGCAAAAGUUCAGGACUCUGGAGUAUACACGUGUUCAACUCCACGAGGCCUAGGAAAUUCUAUAAAAGUUCACGUAGUUGACGUCCAGUGUCCAGUAAUAAAUUUACCAGAGGGACCGUUGAUCGGUAAAAUCGAGGGUGCACGGAUGGGUCACAGUGCUAAUUUCGAAUGUCCCCUUGGCUAUAGAUUAGAAGGUGCUUCGAUGAUAACGUGUCAGUAUAACGGAAUGUGGUCAGGAGAUAUACCACGUUGCGAGGCAAUAACCUGUCCGGCGAUAGAUCUUCCCAGUGAUACUUGGUUACAACUGCUAGAGCACAACAAUAGUUUUGGCGGCAGGGCUGUUUUCGCUUGUAUGUGGGGUCAUAAAUUAAUGGGAUCUCAGAGCAUCAAGUGCGAAGGGAAUGGCAUGUGGAACGGAACAACGCCUAAUUGUUUCGAGAUAACGUGUCCGUCGCCAUCGUUACCGCGAAGUGGUCGAAUUGUCGAUCAAAUCUUACAAUCUAAUCGUAGAAAACACCAUCGUAAUCGUAUCUAUAAGGUCGGAGCUCUCGUUAAAUUUGCCUGUUUACCGGGUCAUCAAUUGAUAGGGGAAGCUUCUGUAAUUUGCACCGAAAAUGGCACGUGGUCGCAUCAAUCACCAGUUUGUAAAGUAAGAUGCCCGUAUCCUGGUGAUCCUCCGCAUGGGCGAAUUUCACCGUUGAAAUUUUGGUAUACACCUGGCGAUAAUAUACAAGUGACCUGCUCUCCUGGUUACGUCACACCUUUGGAACCUGUCAGAAAGCCUACGUGUCGAGAGAAUGGAAUAUGGAGUGCACCACCACCACCAUGCCGUUCUUACAAAGAUGUUUGAUCGAUAUCCGCGACGUUUGAAAGCAAAAGAAAAGAGAAGUAAAAUACAAAAAGAAAAAAAAAAAGAAAAAAAGGAGGAAGAAAAGUCGACCUGAUUUUCGUACGAAAGUAAUCGCUUAUCCGCAUCGAUCGUAACUCUUUAAUUCAUUCUAAUCGAUGAAAAAAAAACAUUUAGAAUGCGUCCGGUAAUAAUGCGACGCAUUUAAUAAAUAUAAAAUGAGAUGUAUUGUA